AUGCCCCAGAGGGUGCUAGACCUUUUAAACCCAUCGCACAGGACGCUUCCUGUCCGCUGGUCGAAGGACAAGGGUUUCUAUGCCGAAAACUUGUUUGUCGUUGAAUGUGAGGACCUUGGGGAUUUAGACGGCGUUCUACAAGAAGGCCGCAAGAACCGCCAGGUGCGCAGUCACGACAUGAACGAACACUCAAGUCGCAGCCACAGCAUACUGACCAUCAGCUUGGCUUCCGAAGUGCACGACCCCGAUGACCCGAACACGUUCAUCCGGCGCCAGGGAAAGCUGUCCCUCGUCGACCUCGCUGGCUCCGAGAAGACCAAGAAGACGCGCAGCCGAGGAAACACGUUCGUCGAGGCAAACAACAUCAACAAGUCUCUUCUUGUGCUCGGUAACUGCAUAUCAUGCCUGGCGGACCCUAAGAAGCGAACUGGCCAUAUCCCAUACAGGGACAGCACCCUUACUAAGCUCCUGGCCGACAGCCUUGGUGGCACUGGAAUGGCGUUAAUCAUAGCCUGCGUUUCUCCGAGCGCUUCCAAUGCCCACGAGACAAUCAACACUCUGCGGUAUGCAUCCAGAGCCAAGAAAGUCAAGACGAAGCCAAUGGUUCGAAUGGACCCCCGGGAGCUGCUGAUCCUCAGUCUUCGCCGAGAAGUUCGUUUACUGCGCAUGGAAAACAGCUACCUGCGCCAACAGUUGCUGAACGGCGGUGGGCAGCUACACCUAGGCAACGUGCUAGCCGUGGGCGGUGAACCUUCGGAAGAUGGCGACGAGAAGGCGCUCCUACACAAGUACAUGGCCGAGAACGAGGCUCUCAGAGUCGAGAACGCCACCAUGCACCACAUGCGGGAGAUGCUGGUCAGGGACCACGAGCUUGUCUGCAGGGAGAAUGAGCGACUCAUCAAAACUCUGGACGCCCUGGAAAAAAAGUGA
Rhipicephalus sanguineus (brown dog tick) is the source of this 930-nucleotide messenger RNA. RefSeq names its product kinesin-like protein KIF12. Gene Ontology annotation, molecular function: microtubule binding; microtubule motor activity; ATP binding. Gene Ontology annotation, biological process: microtubule-based movement. The transcript has 8 exons. The record is from RefSeq and is a predicted model, not a curated record. NCBI's taxonomy places the organism in Eukaryota, Metazoa, Arthropoda, Arachnida, Ixodida, Ixodidae. Bases 1 to 930 code for a protein of 309 amino acids.